Molecule: messenger RNA, 690 nt
Organism: Aureobasidium subglaciale EXF-2481
Lineage: Eukaryota; Fungi; Ascomycota; Dothideomycetes; Dothideales; Saccotheciaceae
Exons: 3
Coding region: 1-690 (229 amino acids)
Biological process (GO): protein import into mitochondrial matrix; protein folding
Cellular component (GO): PAM complex, Tim23 associated import motor
Molecular function (GO): protein-folding chaperone binding; protein homodimerization activity; adenyl-nucleotide exchange factor activity
Source: RefSeq, a predicted model, not a curated record
AUGAGCUUCAGAUUCCUCGCCAGAUCCGCCAGACCUCUCUCGCAAGCGGUCGAGAGCAGAGUACCCUUUUCGUUCAGAGCUGUCCAACAGGGUCGCGCUGUCGUCGCUGUGAGGAACUACUCGGCCACCCCCGAGACUGGCGCAAAGGAGAACGAUGUCGCUGCUGAGAAUGCAGAGAAGGCCGCAGAAGGCGCCAAGGAUGAUCCCACAUUGAAGGAGCUCGAGGCCAAGAAGAAGGAGGUCGCCGACGUCACGGACAAGUGGAAGCGCCAAAUUGCCGAAUACCGCAACCUGCAAGAGCAGACCAAGCGUGAAGUACGCGCAGCCAAGGACUUUGCCCUCCAGAGUUUCUCCAGAGACCUGCUAGACAGUAUUGACAACCUCGACCGCGCUCUCUCGGUCGUGCCCAAGGAGAAGCUUGACGGCAGCAACAAGGAUCUUCUCGACCUCCACUCUGGUCUCAAGAUGACUGAGACAAUCCUCAUGAGCACACUCAAGAAGCACGGCCUCGAGAGAUUCGAUCCUAGCGCCGAGAGUGACAAGUUCGAUCCAAACAUGCACGAGGCCACUUUCCAGACACCCCAACCUGACAAGCAGGACGGCACUGUCUUCUUCUGCCAGUCCAAGGGCUUCACCCUCAACGGCAGAGUCAUCAGACCCGCCAAGGUUGGUGUUGUCAGAAACUCCUAG